AAAGGCAGAGGUUGAGUGUUGGCUCUGUUGGUCCUGCAGAGUUUCAAUGAGGUGUGAUCUGGGUUUUUACUGGCAUAGAUUACAUACAAACAUACAAGCUAUUAAGUGCUCAAACCCCCACACACACCAGCAGUAUCUGCCCUCUUGGGCGCCUUUUGUGUUUUAUGUGAUCAAAUACACGUGUGCUCUAACCCACUGAGUAAUUACUGCAGCCACAGGUAACUGAACCAACACCAAAUAAAUCAACAAAAUUCACUGCCCUGCAUGUCAAAGUGAACCUGAUUCUCCACCUGCUCUGGUGCCUGCCAGUCAAAGGUCGACAGUAAAGGUCAGCAGGUCACACAGAGAAAAAGACCAUUUAGGCUACUUGUGAGGAAUGUUUUCCACACACCCCAGCUGCUAUCUGCCACAUUUAAUUAGAGCAGUACUGGUGAAUUGUGAUGUCUGCACUGGUAAUUGAUAUUCUACCACACGUUUCCAGCUUUAUCAUAUCACAACCUGCACUACCUCUAUAUAGAGUGAGAUAUCAUUUUACGUGUAGGUGGAUUACAACCAUCCCUUGCUGACUCUUUAAUCUCUGAGCCUCUGUUUGACUCCGAUUAAGCUGACUGCUCAGUGCUUUAUCAGCUGUGUGUAGGCAGUAAAAGAUGAGGUUUUCUGGGACGGGCAGUAAUAGAGCUGAGAGGUAUACGUUUCUGCUACUGAUAUCAUACAUAAGGUCUGAAAUGGUGUAUUUUCCUGAUCUUAAAUGCUGCAAAGUGUGAGCUAAAACUGGUCUGUGAUAACAGGAUUAAUUACAAAUGUGUGUGGUAAUAUGCAUCUAACAGACAAAUUGAACUCAAUUGGUAAGGGCCUUAAGGUGGCUCCUGCAUUUUUAUCUUGCACAGGGGCCCUGUGUCAAUAAACUGUAAUUAUACCUUGAAUAUUUGAGUUAAUAUUAUGCUUCCAUGGCGCAUAUACCUAAAUACAUGUGCAUGUAAUCAAAUUAUCACAAAGUAACUUGGGGGUGAGGGGUGUGGGGAGCUGAAAAGGGGCCCAAUGGUGGGUUAAUCUGGCCCUGCCCCAAACUCUAGUUUAGAAAGCAAGUGUACAAUAGAUAAAUAUAUAUAAAUAAUCCAGAAAUAAGAUAUUUUUGCACUCAGUUUUAUUAGCGGUGUUUGAAGCUAUUCAUUAUAUUUACAAAUUAAACUGUAAAACACAGGAAGAGUGACUUUUAGAAAUACCAACAUGCCAUCCUGUCAGCCCAAAAUCGGCCUGAAGGCAGAAACAAGAGGUUGAAAAAAGUAAUUUUACGAUGUCUGACUCCUCGUAUACACUGUUAAAAACCAUGUGUUGGAAACCACAUCAGCCGACAAAUGUAAACAUUUUUUCAAGUGCGCACUUCGGUCUAAUCACGAUUAAUUAUAUAUUUAACCCGCACAACUUCAGUUUCCUCGUUUUUAUGUUUCUUCCAGAGCUGGAUGAAUAUCAAAAGACGUGACGGAACAACACAAAACCAUAGUUGCUUUCUUUCACCAACCAGGACUGCUCUCUCCGACACCGAGUGAAAGUUGUUUGUGUUGAAAACGAAGUGGGCGCGGUAUUCAGAUCGGGUUUCCAAUUUGCUCGAUGUGCCCAACCCUCCAUAUCUUACCCCAAACCCACCAAAACAUUACUACAGUUAAAAAUGCAACAACUAUCUCUGCAACCACAACAAAUCGCCGUACAUUGCUGAAUAAAACAACACCAGAAAGUUCACGUAUAGGCUUUGUAAAAUGACUGAAGUGUGGAGUAAAACUUCGUGACGCAGUCAGAUUCAGUGCGGAUGUGGGUCAAUGAGAUGCGACACACAAACACCCCGCAUCUUCUCAAGUCGGUGGCGAGCUGUUGUUUGUUGUCCAGCCAGCUGUAUGGGUCAGUAGUAGCCAUCAGUGACUGAUCUCCUCUCCAUGGCCUGCCGUCCCUCCGGCUCUGGCUCCUACACCGUGGUUAUCAUCCCCCUCAGGACCAGCCUCUACAGCCUGGACGCAUUGCGCUUCUACCUAUGGUUUUCAGCACAACAUGGCUGUAGUACACUGUAUAGGCCUGUUGUCAUGCGUCUGAAGGAUCUAGAGAAGGAGAAGGACGCUCUGUGCUCUGGUCUGGAGAUCCUGGAGAAGACUCGUCUCUGGUACCUCCAGCGGCUGGAGGAAAACAGAGCCAGGCACAAAAGUGGGGUCAGCUCCUGCCAGGAAGGUGCAGCAGAGGCUCAGUGUUGCCUCCUCAGGUCUCGUAUCCAGCGGGUGAAUGGCUCUCUGGGCUCUGUGAUGAGUGAGCCCAAUGCCACCAGCAGCAGCAACCCUGCGCUUCUGGACGCAGUGGCAGACAGCGACCUCCGGUGGCACAACACAGUACUGACUCAGGAGGUGAGUGACAAGAAUCGUCAGAUCUCCAUAUUAUUGCUGGAAAAAGACGCUCUCCUCGAACAGCUUGAUGAACUGCAGGCCCAUUGAUUGCAUUAAUACGCAUGUGCAUAUACACACACAUACAGGCAGACACAUGAGCUGUACUGAAAACUUAGAUUUCACUUAAUGCCACACAGUUGCUAAGCUUUUAACCACAUGUAAAUAUGUAUUUAAAUUAAUAAAUGACAGUUAAACGAUG
Molecule: messenger RNA, 2622 nt
Organism: Siniperca chuatsi (mandarin fish)
Lineage: Eukaryota; Metazoa; Chordata; Actinopteri; Centrarchiformes; Sinipercidae
Gene: sapcd1
Product: suppressor APC domain containing 1
Exons: 6
Coding region: 1929-2471 (180 amino acids)
Source: RefSeq, a predicted model, not a curated record